Bipolaris maydis ATCC 48331 is the source of this 417-nucleotide messenger RNA. RefSeq lists its product as uncharacterized. NCBI's taxonomy places the organism in Eukaryota, Fungi, Ascomycota, Dothideomycetes, Pleosporales, Pleosporaceae. The record is from RefSeq and is a predicted model, not a curated record.
AUCAACAUUCGAUUCUGCGAGGAGUUCAACAAUGCCAAAGCGCUGCAUGACGACGGUCGCCUGGAUGAGUGUGUCGCAAAAGCUCGUGGGAUGCUCGAAGACCCUGAUAUCCCUCGUUACCACCGGAUCAAGACACUCUUGAUGCUAGCCUCAGCACUUGAGGACCCGUACGAAGCGAGCAAAUGUUGGUUAGACGCCACGGCAUUGUGGACGUCGAUUCGAUUUUGGAAUCCAGAGGGUCAAAACAGCAAACUGGAUGAGCUCAUGGAAGAAAUUCGCAUGUCACUUGAAGAGCUAUCAAAAGCGGUAGAAAACGAGGAAGCAGAGGAACAUGACGAAAGCAUCGUGCAUGUGCAUGACGACCAGGUUGCAGACACUCAGGCGAUGAUUCAGCGCAUGGAAAUCAACGAAGACAAC